Molecule: messenger RNA, 234 nt
Organism: Perkinsus marinus ATCC 50983
Lineage: Eukaryota; Perkinsozoa; Perkinsida; Perkinsidae
Exons: 5
Coding region: 1-234 (77 amino acids)
Source: RefSeq, a predicted model, not a curated record
AUGACCAUCAUCAUCGACGACGAUGACGGCUGUGUUGAGAUCGUGGAAGAGGUCCAGCCCAGGUCGGAGGUCAAAGAGAUCAUCAUCCGUGACCAAUUUGGCAAUACCGAGAUAAUUGAAGAGGAAGUUGUCGCCGAGCCGUCACCAGUGUUCGGUCGGGAGGAAGUUUACCUGGAGGAAGAACCAACAGUGGUGAUUGAGGAAGAGAUCAUCGAAGAGGAGUUCAUAAUUUGA